This is a messenger RNA of Cyprinus carpio (common carp), 3037 nucleotides long. It is a transcript of the gene tmc6b, whose product is annotated as transmembrane channel-like 6b. Gene Ontology annotation, molecular function: mechanosensitive monoatomic ion channel activity. Gene Ontology annotation, cellular component: plasma membrane. NCBI's taxonomy places the organism in Eukaryota, Metazoa, Chordata, Actinopteri, Cypriniformes, Cyprinidae. The record is from RefSeq and is a predicted model, not a curated record. The transcript is spliced from 22 exons. The coding region runs from base 263 to 2740 and encodes 825 amino acids.
AUUUGAACCAAUUCGCGAACAGGGCUGUGGAAGAAGUGAGAGUCGGUUGAAUCGUUGUCCGAACGAACCGAUUCAAAUUUCUUGUCUGGUUGUCAGUCAGAAGUUUGUCGGAGUCUUUGUACGGCGAUCCACAGAGCUCAGCGGUCUGAACACGAUAAGAGCUCAGAUCGCUGACAUUCCUUCUGUCUGUGGAGUUUCGCAGCAGGAUGACGAGGAUCGGGCUUGAGUUUCCUCUCGUGCGUCCGUGAGCACAGAACCAAUCAUGGCCCAGAGGGUCAGUUUUGACUUUGAUCUGGUCACUGAUGUCGAGAGUCCAGCAGAUGAGGAUGGGGUUCAUGAUUCAUUCAGUCAGCUGAUCCAGGAACAGUGUCACGACCUUCAUGAUGUCAUAGAGAUGACCCCGCUUGACCUGGAGGAGGACAGCAGAGGUCAGAUUCAUCGUGGGUCCAGUUCUCGGUCCGACAGCGAUGGGCCGCAGCAGACGGAUCAUCUGAUUGGAGAACGCUGGUCAUCUGAUACGCUCAAGGUCCUGUCCUCCAUGCCCAGCCGCACCAUCGGUCGCAGUCGUGGCGCGAUCAUCUCUCAGUACUGUAACCGCACCAUGCAGCUGCGCAGACGCAGACAGAGCAGACCCUCCAUCCAGCACUUCCCUCGAUCCGCGCGGCCCAGCAUCCGCGGAUACGGCGUGGAAACGGACGCAGCCGGUUUUGAGGAAGAAGAGAAUAAGAGGGAUCGCUUGGUGAAUAAUCUGCAGAAUCUGUCAGACAGUGAUCGCGUGCGUAUGUUGAGAGCGAUGCCGCUGAGUCUCUCAGAGAAGAAAGAGCUCAGGAUGUUGGUGUUGAAUAAAGCAGAACACUCUGUGUCUCAGAAUCAGAUUCCCUGCUGCAGUCAGCUCAAGUAUUACAUCAUCAUUGUGAGUCCAAAACACACUUACCUUCAGUCAGUGAUUGAUGUUUUUGUUGAGUUUUGGUUUUCGUUCCUGUCCUCGCUGCAGUUGUGGCAAACGGCUCUGAAGUGUGUCGGCGGCCGCUUCGGUACGGGCGUCCUCUCGUAUUUCAUCUUCCUCAGAACGCUCCUCUUCUUCAACGUCUUCCUGUUCCUGGUCACGGGUUUGUUGCUGGUGGUUCCUCAGGCCAUCGCUCAUCCGGAUCUGGACCAGAACAUCACUGUCAGGAGCUCAUGGGGGCUGGAGGUGCUCACGUUCUUCGGUUAUUUCUCACACUCUCUGCUGUAUUACGGAUACUAUAGUAACAAACCGCUACAGACGGGUCACAGCUGCUCUGCGUCCAGUAACAAGACGUCCAGUAGUUGUGGACUGUCUUAUAAUAUGCCUCUCAUUUACUUCUUCACCAUCGGCGCUGCCUUCUUCAUCACCUGCAUCAUCCUCGUCUACACCAUGUCGAAGUCGUUCGGUCAGAGUUUCCGUAUCGAUAAAUCUAAAGGACUGCUGGCAAUAAAGGUCUUCAGCUCAUGGGAUUUUAAAGUCAUCAAGAAAAGCUCAGUGAGACUGCAGCGGGCAAACAUCAGCACACAGCUGAAGGAGCUGGUGGCGGAGGUGAACCGUCAGGAGCAGAAGUUCCCGGUUCUCCAGCGCUUGUUCCGGCUCUUCAUCCACAUGCUGGCGUGGAUCAUGUGUUUGGGGAGCACGUUAGCGUGUGUGCUAGCUGUGUAUUACUUCUCUGAAUACAUGCACGGGGAUCUGCUUAGACGCGCUCACACCAACUCGUCGGAUCCUCUGCUGGAGGAAGCCAGUCUGUUGGCCAUUCCUGUCUUUGUGUCCAGCCUUAACCUGCUCCUGCCUGGAUUCUUCAACGUCGUGGCCUGGAUGGAGGACUACGAUUCUCCCAGUGUGCUCAAUUACAUCUCCAUCAGCAGGAACCUGCUGCUGAAGGUGAGUGUGUUGGGAGUGCUGUGCUAUCAUUGGCUGGGCCGCGUGGCGACAGAUCCUCAGAGUCUGGGUUUAGAGUGCUGGGAGAGUUUCGUCGGGCAGGAGCUGUACCGUUUCCUCCUGAUGGACUUCAUCUUCAUGCUGCUGGACACCUUCUUUGGAGAGUUUCUGUGGAGGGUGUUUUCUCAGAAGGCUCUGAAGAGGGAGAGGAAGCCCGUGUUUGAUAUCGCCAGGAACGUUCUGGAGCUCAUCUACGGACAAACUCUGGCCUGGCUGGGUGUUUUAUUCUCUCCUCUGCUGCCGGCGGUUCAGAUCAUUAAACUGCUCUUUCUCUUCUACAUGAAGAAGGUCAGUCUGAAGAUGAACUGUCAGGCGUCGGGGAAGCCGUGGCGCGCCUGUCAGAUGACCACCAUCUUCAUCACGCUGCUGUGUUUCCCAGCAUUCCUGGGCGCCGCCGUGUGUGUGACGUACACCAUGUGGACGAUAAAGCCGUCAGCGAGCUGCGGUCCGUUCCAGGGGCUGAAGAACAUGUUCCAGGCGGGGAAGCGCUGGUUUCAGGAGCUGGCGGCGGCGAACCCUGAUCUGCACUGGCUGCCCUCGGCUCACGCUUACCUGGUGGAGAACCCGCUCUUCCUCUUCCUGUCCGCCGGCAUCUUCCUGAUCGUGAUCUACUUCCACAGUCAGGUGGUGGACGGUCAGCGGAAGAUCAUCGAGCUGCUUCAGGAACAGAUUGAGAAUGAGGGUGAGGAUAAGAAGUUCCUGAUCACACGACUGCAGCACAUCCAUGAACGCAAACGAAGAGUGACGCCUCGCCGCGUGAAAGAAGCCAGUGAGGAUUCCAGUUAUUCCUGACGCACUUCAUGAACUGAUGGAGCCACAGAAACGACCUCAACAGCAGCUCUGAUGAUGUGGAUCUCUCACAGAGUCCUGCUCAGACCAGACGGGUGUUUCUAGAACCCAGAAUCACACUCUUCACAGGAAGGACCAGAGGAGAGAAACACUAGCACUGCUAGCUGUGGGUUCGCUGGAUUUUUCUGGUUAAAUCUGUUGAAAUAUUACCUUUUAUACUGGUGAUGGUGUUUUCAUGCCGUCUCUGAUACUGAGACACUUUUAAUUUUACUGUGAAAUAUUUAAUACUCACAGUUCCUC